UCGCUGUCAAAAUUUCCUUCGUUCCAGUGUGCUAAAACGAAACAACACAACAAAAGGAAAAGGUAACGCCCCAAAGAAAGAACAAAGGAGGAAAAGUAGUACUGCUAAGGUAAUAGACGGAUCUCUCUCAAAAGUCUCAACUCAUCGUCGUCCAAUCCAACAUGAGAAACAAACCAUAACCAUAGCAAAUCCAGUCUACUUCCGCUCCUACGCCAUCGCGCCACCAUUCUCUUUUCCCAUGAAGUAUACCCAUCUCCUUCACAUUCCCAUUUUCUUAUUACUAUUGCUCCCUCCUCCGGUCCUCCUCCUCCCCCUCAACUCUUUCCCCUCUUCUUCUUAUUCUUCUUCACCAAAUGUCAUCAUCACCCAAAUCCUCUCAUAAAAAUCAUCGAAGCCACUUCCCUCUUCAGAAAUCCCUUUUCCAGCAAAACGCUGCUUUCCCUCAUUCAAGCCCUGUUCAUACCACGUCUAAUAAAACUGCUAAUUCUUCUUACGGCAAGCCAAUUUCUGCUAGUAAUAAUUUUGCUGGUGACUUCAAUCAUCCUUGUCCGCAUUUAUUGGAGCUCCGAUCUAAACUUGGACCCAACCCCUUUCGGAACCUUCAAGACUGCCUUGAGGUCCGCCCCCUUGGCCGGGUCUCCGUUCGCCGGGAGCUCGGUCAAGAGGUUGUGCAAUGCGGCGCCUGUAAGGCCUCGUCCCCGAGAUUGUUCGCAUGCGUCGCCUGCGCCGCCGUCUCCUGCCAGCUCCACGCAACUUCCCACGCCGCGCAGGCGGACGACAAUACCGGCUGCUCUUCUCCUUCCUCCUUCCACGCCAUCGCGGUGGAUGUUGACCGCGUCGAGCUCUUCUGCUGCGUCUGCAAGGACCAGGUCUACGACAGCGGCUUCGACGCCGCCGUGGUCCUCGCCCAGACUGCCGCCUCAUCCGCGAUCGGCUCGAUCCACUGUCCUCCUCCGCCGGUGCCGGCAGAGAAUCUUCGGAAGCGGCGGCGAGUGGAGUACAAGCCUUGGACGCCUGAUCCGAAUGAGCGGGCUCUAAUUGUAGAAAAAUCAAGCCCCCUACCGAGUCGGCCGAGUCAACUCGGCGAGGCAGACGGGGAGCUCCCCUGGGGGCUCAGGGGCCUUAAUAAUUUGGGAAAUACUUGUUUUAUGAACUCAGUAUUGCAGGCAUUGCUGCAUACCCCGCCAUUGCGGAAUUAUUUCCUGAGCGAUAAGCAUAAUCGGUAUUUUUGUCAGCAAAGAAAUAACGUAAUUAGUACUAGAAGUCAUGAUAGUAACAAUCAUAGUAAUAAGAAUGCGGCUAGGUUGUGUUUGGCCUGUGAUUUGGAUGCAAUGUUCUCAGCUGUUUUUUCCGGGGAUCGGACGCCCUAUAGCCCUGCCAAGUUCUUAUACAGUUGGUGGCAGCAUGCAUCAAAUCUUGCAAGUUAUGAACAGCAGGAUGCACACGAGUUUUUCAUCUCCAUGCUCGAUGGGAUUCAUGAGAAGUUACAAAAGGACAAACGCAAGCCCCAGAUUCAAACAGGUAGUGGCGAUUGUUGUAUCGCUCAUAGAGUAUUUUCUGGCAUCUUGCGGUCGGAUGUCAUGUGUACAGCUUGUGGGUUUACAUCCACUACAUAUGAUCCAUGCAUUGACAUUUCCUUGGACUUGGAAACAAAUGUAGGGGGUCCUGCAAAAUUGACAUCUGCAAAAUCCAAUCAUUCUUGCAAUGGUGUGCCAGAUUCCAAGAAUGCUUGCCAGAGCACGGGGGUUUCUACCUUGAUGGGGUGUUUAGAUCGUUUUACAAGACCUGAGAGAUUAGGCUCUGACCAAAAGUUCUACUGCCAACAGUGUCAAGUAAGACAAGAAUCUCUUAAACAGAUGUCCAUAAGAAAGCUUCCUCUAGUAUCUUGCUUUCACAUUAAAAGAUUUGAGCAUUCUCAUAUCAAGAAAAUGUCGAAAAAGGUUGAUCGCUUUCUUCAGUUUCCGUUUUCCUUGGACAUGUCACCGUACCUCUCUUCAUCUAUCUUGAGAAGUCGGUUUGGAAACAGAAUCUUCCCGUUUGAUGGUGAUGAAUCAGAUUCUCCAAAUGAAUUGUCUUCAGAAUUUGAGUUGUUUGCUGUCAUCACUCACUCUGGGAAACUUGAUGCCGGUCACUAUGUAACUUACUUGAGAUUGAGUAAUCAGUGGUACAAGUGCGAUGAUGCGUGGAUUACUCAGGUUAAUGAUAACAUUGUGAGAGCUGCACAAGGUUACAUGAUUUUCUACGUGCAGAAGAUGCUCUAUUACAAAGCAAGUGAAAGACAGGUUGCAUUGUGAGAAGCUGAUCCAAGCAGGGAGUUUGCAGGAACAAAUAUAAGCCUGCAGCUGGUGAGGGUAAUGGUUUACUGUUGGAAGAAGCAGUGCAACUAAAUGUGCCUUCUGAUGAGACAUCAUAGCAAGCUUCACGCAUCCAUGAAAAGAAAUGUCCUGACUUGGGACGAGCUGCUCUUGCUGGCCUGCCUGCCUGCAGUCUCUUGAUUCCUCCGGGCAAGUUUUGAUUGCAAUUUGCCCCUCAUAUAAGGCUGAAUUUUGGCUCCGACGUGGAUGUGGGUAAUUUUGACACAAUAAUAUAAGAAUCCUCCUAAAAGAAAUAGUAGGUUUUAGUUCGACUAAUUCCCUUCCCAAUUUUUGUCCUAUUUUUUUUUUUUUUUUAAUAUUAGAACCCAAGGGCAAGUGCUGGAACGAUUUUUUUUUUUUUUUAAAUCCCAAAUGCUAAGCAGCUUAUAAAAGAAUUUUCAACGCUGGUUGAUGUCAAACUAACUAAGUAGUUGAUCCUCCUUAUAAA
This is a messenger RNA of Coffea eugenioides, 2802 nucleotides long. RefSeq names its product ubiquitin carboxyl-terminal hydrolase 22-like. Gene Ontology annotation, biological process: protein deubiquitination. Bases 354 to 2294 code for a protein of 646 amino acids. The record is from RefSeq and is a predicted model, not a curated record. The transcript is spliced from 3 exons. Gene Ontology annotation, molecular function: zinc ion binding; cysteine-type deubiquitinase activity. NCBI's taxonomy places the organism in Eukaryota, Viridiplantae, Streptophyta, Magnoliopsida, Gentianales, Rubiaceae.